AUGCGCCCAUAUGCCAUUGCAAUUCUUCUAGUACUGGCGAUUUUGGAGGUAGCAGGAUGUCAUCCCAUUUUGAAUCCAAUCGCACCUGGGAGCACAAAUGCAAUCUUUAAUCGAGACGGCACACCUGCGAUUGUAUCUGACGCUCUCGGCGAUAACAUCUUAACUGCGGCUGGUCCGCUUGGUAUAGCUGUGCGUGUUGGUUCACCUAUCCGGGGAGAAAAUUGGAAUAAUCGGGUGGAUAAUUCGAGCCCUCCUGCUACCCUUUACGAAGACGGAAAAAAUUACAAUAAUGAGGGUGACGGCCAUUGCCAUGAUGCGGGGAUUGGAAAGACAGAUACGCCGAUUCUCAUAGGAGGAGUUCUUAUAGGAGCCUGCAAGGAGCGUUUUUCAGCGUCUGAAGUCGAAGAGAUCACGAAGAGAGAAUCUGCGGGCCAUAGUUGA
Molecule: messenger RNA, 441 nt
Organism: Botrytis deweyae
Lineage: Eukaryota; Fungi; Ascomycota; Leotiomycetes; Helotiales; Sclerotiniaceae
Exons: 3
Coding region: 1-441 (146 amino acids)
Source: RefSeq, a predicted model, not a curated record